This is a messenger RNA of Trichobilharzia regenti, 1044 nucleotides long. The record is from the annotation of a GenBank genome assembly. Lineage: Eukaryota; Metazoa; Platyhelminthes; Trematoda; Strigeidida; Schistosomatidae.
AUGACAGGUCAAAUUUCCGACUUAGUGAAGCGGUUCAAGUUCCUAUGUAAGAACUUCCCAGAUAAGUCAGAAGCUGUUGCAGCUAUAGAAGUUCUUGCCCAACUUCUGGAAUGUCCAGACAUUACAACUGUCCAGGGACUCUACGAUGUGAUGAAUGCUGCUAUAGCACGCAUGUGGGAUGAGGGCGUUAGCAAUCUUUCAGUUAUAUCGGCGUGUGAACUCUUCCAACGCUUUAUCACUCUGGCGACGCUGGACACGGUUGGUUUCGAUGAAUGCAAGAAGGUACUUUCUAAUAGGGCUCAAAUAUUUAUCAGGAAAGUCGGAUCAUGCAGACAGCAAAUAGCAGAGAAUUUCCUCAAUUACAUUCCGAAUGGAUCGGUAAUAUUCUUACACUCUUACUCUCGUGUUGUUCUCGCUGCACUGGCGUAUGCUGCAACUACUCAAAAACGUCUUCACUGUUAUGUGACAACAUGUGCACCUAGUGGAUUGGGAGCAAAAAUGACAAAAGCCUUAGCUAAAUUGAAAAUUUCAUGUACCCUUGUACCAGAUACUUCUCUUGCUUAUUUAAUGCCACAAGUUGACUUUGUUGUUCUAGGCGCUGAAGCUGUUGUAGAAAGUGGUGGGAUAUUGAAUAUGCUUGGUUCUUCACUCAUUUCAAUGACAGCCUCCUCGUUUGGCAGGCCAGUUUAUGUUCUUGCUGAAUCAUUUAAAUUUAUUCGAUGUUAUCCCCUGGAUCAACGGCAUAUCCCAGAUGAAUUUAAAUGGUCGUGUGAUAGUGAAUAUAAAUCAUCAUCACCAUCGCCUAUGUCUAAUUUAAGAGAUGGAAAUGCCUUCUGUCCAACUGAUAGCGAUAAAGAAGAGUGUGAUUUUCCAGAAAUGAAAACAGCAUGGGCCGCUGUUGAAGCUCAACGGGUUUCUAUCAUUGAACAGAAAAUGCCUCGUGUUGACUACACAAGUCCAUGUUAUAUCACCUAUUUGAUAACAGAUCUUGGUGUGCUGACACCUUCAGCUGUCAGUGAUGAAUUAAUUAAAUUGUACUUGUAA